AUGUCAAAUUUGAGAGUUUUGAUCGUGGGCGCAUCCAUCGCAGGCCCAACAGCAGCCUACUGGUUCGCCAAAACCGGAGCAAAAGUCACGGUCAUCGAACGAUUCCCACAGAUGCGAACCAACGGACAAAACAUCGAUAUCCGGACGGCUGGUGUUUCGGUGAUGCGAAAAAUGCCCGGAAUGGAGGAAGCCGUGAAAGCCAACAUCGUGCCCCUCGAAGGCAUCAGCCUGGUGCGUGAGAAUGGCCGGUCCUACGGAACCAUGACAGCUACCGGAAACCCCGAUCAACAGUCCCUUGUCUCCGAGUAUGAGAUUCUCCGCGGUGAUCUGGCGCGCAUUCUCUUCGACAUGACCGAGAACCACGAGAAUGUCAAUUAUGUGUUCGGCGAGCAAAUUGCUUCUAUGCAGCUAGACGAACACAGCGAUGGACCUGUUAUAAUCGACUUUAGGAACGGAACUCCCUCCUCGGAGUAUGAUCUCGUCGUCGCGUGUGACGGAGCUACGUCCAGAACUCGGGCAAUUGGACUAGGCUGUGGUGUGCGAGACUAUAUCCGACCCGUGAAUUCAUGGACAGUUUUCUUCUCCAUUAAGAAAGACCUUCUUGAAGGGCGCCAGAUAGGCGAGGGAUACAGCGCCGUUGGCGGUCGCGCCAUUGGCAUCAGCCCCGAUGCUAAUGGUGGCAAUCGCGUCACGUUGAUGGGAAUCCACCCACGCAACGAUCACGACUCCGUCCGCCACUUCCGCGAAGCGAGCAAACUCGGCACCGAAGCACUCAAGGAAUUUGUCGCGCAACACUACAAAGGCGCAGGCUGGAAAAGCGACGAAGUCAUCCAAGGUAUGAUGGAAUCCGACGACUUCUACGGCACCGAAAUGGUCCAAGUUAAAACACCAACUCUAUACAAAGGACGAUUUGCAUUAGUCGGCGACGCAGGCUACGCACCCGGCCCCACAGGCACGGGUACCAGUCUAGCCAUUUCUGGUGCCUAUAUAUUGGCGGGCGAGAUUGGCAAGCAUCGAGGCGAUCUUGCUUCCGGGCUGAAGGGGUACGAAGAGAAAAUGCGUCCUCUGAUCAAAGAGAUGCAGAAAAUCCCCCCUCUUAUCCCGACGAUGAUUGCUCCUCAGACGGCCUGGGAAAUUUGGUUGCGGAAUACUAUUUUUGCGUUAAUUUGUUGGAGCAGAAUUCCAUCACUCUUCCAGAAAUUCUUUGGAGGCGCUUCCGCGCACUCUGAUAAAUACAAGGUGCCGGAGUACGAAUGGGCAGCUUGA
Penicillium cinerascens is the source of this 1266-nucleotide messenger RNA. RefSeq lists its product as uncharacterized. The record is from RefSeq and is a predicted model, not a curated record. Gene Ontology annotation, molecular function: FAD binding. The coding region runs from base 1 to 1266 and encodes 421 amino acids. Lineage: Eukaryota; Fungi; Ascomycota; Eurotiomycetes; Eurotiales; Aspergillaceae. The transcript has a single exon.